GCCUUGGGUUCUUUGCUGCAAGCGGAAUUGCACCUGUAAGUAUUUGGUCAACUGGUACCUAAUAAGUACUUAGGUAGGUACUUAGUACUUGAGUACUGUCCAGCCCAUUCCGCCCCAUUGACUCGAACCCCUCUUAAAAAACCGCAGAAGCUUUGGACCCUGCACACUUGCAGGUCCGCGGCUUAAAACCUUGGCCCGGGGUCAUUUCCCCUUGCGUAUUAAGCUUCCCAGGGAUCGAUCGUCUUCUGUCUCAACCCGCCGCGCUGGUACCGCCCACAAUGUCCAUCGCAGGGGACACGAGGAGGGCGCUUGGGCCUCUCAGGUGCCUCAUCGCAGUCAUCGCCAUCCUUGCCUUCCUCACGCCCACGGCCCAGUGCCAGCAGGGCGGCCCUACGCAGCAGCCCGUCGUGCAGGUGCCCAACACGGGAGCCCAGAGCACCGGCAUCCCAAUCACACAGAAGCCCACCGCGCCCGAGCCCGUCGAGUCCAGCGGCCCCAAGCGCCACCCAGACCUCCCCGUGCUGGGCUACGUGACCCCCUGGAACUCGCGCGGCAAGCAGCUGGUCGAGGACUACCGCGACAAGUUUGAUCUCGUCUCCCCAGUCUGGUAUACCGUUCACGCCGACGAGGCCAACGUUAACGACGUUUAUGUCGUCAGAGGCGGCCCGCCCGCCGAGGAGGACGAGGCCUGGUACCAGAGGCUGCAGAAGCCCACUGCCUCGUCCGACGCCGCGCUGAAGCCCCUCCAGGUUGUUCCGCGCUUCAUUCUGGAUGGCUGGGAUCAGGAGGAUUUCCAGAAUCUUCUCUUCAACGAGACGAGGUGGGCGCUACUCUCUGCCGCAAUCAUGGACGUCGUAGUCGAGAGAUCCUUCGACGGUGUAGUCUUUGAGUCUGGCGCAUCCUACGCUCUUGGGGCGCCUCUCACAAAACUCUCGGAGCUGUUGCACGCCAAAGACAAGUUACUGGUACUUGUCAUGCCGCCCGUGCGGGCUCCUGGCGAUGGCAUGACUGACAUCAUCCUCCAACCCAUGGCUGGGCUUUCGCAUUACGUCGAUUAUUUCAGCAUCAUGACCUAUGACAUGACCGGUCCCGGUGGCCGAGAGCUCCACGAUGGUGCUGCCUUCCCAGAGGGCAGCUCGAUCAGACAGGCCAUAGCAAAAGGGCAGGCUCGUGAGCCCGGCCCCAACACGAGCGCCGGCUGGGUCAGGGACAACCUCGUCGCGUUCGUUGAGGCGUCUGCAGCCGGCGCAAUGGACCCAUCCCAGUCACCCGCAGAGUCCCGGUGGGCGUCUCGGAAGUUCCUCAUGGGGACGCCCCUCUACGGGUACAAGUACCCUGUUCUCUUUGUUGACAAGAACACUGGCGAUCUUGUGAAGCCGGGGUCCCGACCCAAGAACAACGACGCAGUCGCGCCCGUCUUGAGAGGCGCUGGAGAACCCAUCAUCAUGUCUGCAAUCUUGGACAUGAUCAAAGAGAAAAGGGCAAAGGUGCUGAAGUCGGAAGAGCACGGGGAAUACUUUUUUGACUACGAGCAGAGGCCGGGAACAGGGGCUUGGAGGGUGUUCCUGCCCACAAGCGAGAGCAUUUCCAAAGUCUUUGACACGAUUCAGGAUGUCGUUGACGAUGAUUUCGAGUAUGCCUUUGGAGGUGCAGGUGUCGCACUCUGGGAAGUUGGCCAGAGCUCGACGGGCCUUCUGGCUUCUAUCUGAGGCGUGCCAUGGUGACCGGGGAAUCCGAACGAUUCGGAGAAGAUAUUACACCAUCAUGGAAACAGCGGCGGAAGUGUCCCAUGGGGUUCCGGUAGGAGUGAAAGCUGCGCAGGCACGAAAGGCCAUCCACUGGAAAGCUUUACUCGACGGAGAUAUUUGGACACUCUUGAUGAGUAGCUCAUGGAGGAUAUGCCUGGAGGUUGCGAAGUAGCGCCGCAAUGCCGAGCGCGAGGUCAUCGUUCAGUCUCGCAGUUAUGCUAUAAAUCAUAGAGCGGAAAAAAGUCUCACGACUCAUCCAAUUCAUAGUCUUUCUGAUCUCCCCCGACGCCCCAAAUACUCUUGGUGGAGAGACUUAUCAGCUCUCCUGAUCCCGCGGCCAAAUGCGGGCCGAGAUGCC
This is a messenger RNA of Diaporthe batatas, 2106 nucleotides long. RefSeq lists its product as uncharacterized. The record is from RefSeq and is a predicted model, not a curated record. Gene Ontology annotation, cellular component: extracellular region. The coding region runs from base 279 to 1709 and encodes 476 amino acids. The transcript has 2 exons. Gene Ontology annotation, molecular function: oligosaccharide binding; chitin binding. Gene Ontology annotation, biological process: carbohydrate metabolic process. Lineage: Eukaryota; Fungi; Ascomycota; Sordariomycetes; Diaporthales; Diaporthaceae.